Populus trichocarpa (black cottonwood) is the source of this 1788-nucleotide messenger RNA. RefSeq names its product pentatricopeptide repeat-containing protein At5g15300. The record is from RefSeq and is a predicted model, not a curated record. Gene Ontology annotation, molecular function: protein binding; RNA binding. The transcript has a single exon. Lineage: Eukaryota; Viridiplantae; Streptophyta; Magnoliopsida; Malpighiales; Salicaceae. Gene Ontology annotation, biological process: RNA modification. Bases 29 to 1669 code for a protein of 546 amino acids.
UUAGCCAUUUCUAAUACAAAUUAACAUCAUGAUAAGAAAAAGAACAAACGAUAGGAGCACCAAUCGCAAGCAGCCGUCAAGCCUAUGGAAAAACUGCAACAAUCUUCUUGCUCUAAAGCAAAUCCACGCUACCCUUAUAAUCAAAGGGUUCAAUUCAAACCGAGCAGCCCUCAGAGAGCUCAUAUUUGCUGGUGCUAUGACCAUUUCUGGUGCUAUAAACUAUGCCCACCAAGUGUUUGCUCAAAUUACUGAACCAGACAUUUUCAUGUGGAAUACAAUGAUGAGAGGUUCAUCUCAAAGCAAAAAUCCUUCAAAAGUAGUUUUACUUUAUACCCAGAUGGAGAAUCGAGGUGUAAAGCCUGAUAAGUUCACGUUUUCUUUCUUGCUUAAAGGUUGUACUAGGCUUGAAUGGAGAAAGACUGGUUUUUGUGUUCAUGGGAAGGUUUUGAAAUAUGGGUUUGAAGUGAAUUCUUUUGUGAGAAAUACCCUUAUUUAUUUUCAUUCUAAUUGUGGGGAUUUGGUGAUAGCUAGAUCGAUUUUUUAUGAUUUGCCGGAAAGGAGUGUUGUUUCUUGGUCUGCUUUGACUGCGGGGUAUGCAAGGAGAGGGGAACUGGGUGUGGCGAGGCAAAUUUUUGAUGAAAUGCCAGUGAAAGAUUUGGUUUCCUGGAAUGUGAUGAUUACAGGGUAUGUGAAAAAUGGAGAGAUGGAAAAUGCUAGGACACUCUUUGACGAGGCUCCAGAAAAAGAUGUUGUGACUUGGAAUACGAUGAUUGCUGGGUAUGUCCUUCGUGGGGAGCAAAGGCAGGCUUUGGAGAUGUUUGAGGAGAUGAGGAACGUGGGAGAGUGUCCAGAUGAGGUGACAAUGCUGAGUCUUUUGUCGGCAUGUGCAGAUUUGGGUGAUUUGCAGGUUGGCAGAAAGUUGCAUUGCUCAAUUUCAGAGAUGACUCGCGGAGAUUUGAGUGUUUUACUUGGGAAUGCACUUGUUGACAUGUAUGCGAAGUGUGGAAGUAUCGAGAUAGCACUUCAGGUAUUUAAAAAGAUGAGAGAGAAAGAUGUUACAACAUGGAAUUCAGUUAUAGGAGGGUUGGCUUUUCAUGGCCAUGCUGAGGAAUCAAUCAAAUUGUUUGCUGAGAUGCAGGCUUUGAAAAAUAUUAAGCCAAAUGAGAUAACUUUUGUUGGAGUGAUUGUUGCUUGUAGUCAUGCCGGGAAUGUUGAAGAGGGGCGCCGGUAUUUCAAACUUAUGAGAGAGAGGUAUGAUAUAGAGCCAAAUAUGAUACAUCAUGGGUGUAUGGUGGAUUUGUUGGGUCGUGCAGGGCUAUUGAGUGAAGCAUUCGAGUUAAUAGCCAAAAUGGAGAUUGAACCUAAUGCUAUAAUUUGGAGGACGCUGCUUGGGGCUUGUAGAGUUCAUGGAAAUGUUGAGCUGGGGAGGCUUGCAAAUGAGAGACUACUUAAACUAAGAAGGGAUGAGAGUGGGGAUUAUGUGUUACUUUCUAACAUAUAUGCUUCAGCAGGUGAGUGGGAUGGAGCUGAGGAGGUGAGGAAGUUGAUGGAUGAUGGUGGAGUUAGAAAAGAAGCUGGCCGCAGCCUAAUUGAAGCAGAUGACAGAGCUGUCAUGCAAUUCUUGUUUGAUCCAAAACCCAAACUAAAUUCAAGAGGCCAAGUGUCAUGAGCUGCAAGUAGGUGAGAGUAUGCUCUCAUGUCAGACAUGUAAUAUUUGGAUAUAGUUCAACCUUUAUUGUGUAUAAUUGGUCAAUAAAUUGCAUUUUAUUCAGCUUUAAGAAAGCAUUA